GUUAAACCCUGCUUGUUCCCUUUUGCUUCAAUCCGCGGGGCACGGCGGCUGCUUCUCGGCAAUAAUCAUCGCAUAUUUUCCAGUGAGCAACCAAUUAUGGGGAAGAAGAAACAGAAAUUAAUAUUGCCUCCAGAGCUACCUCCAGAAACUCCUGAUAAUGAAGUUGAAGUUUCUGAUGAAGACGUGGAAUUUGUCAAUCAGAAUGUGGAAUAUGCAGGUUUUGUAUCCAAGUUAGACACUCAAUCCAUCACUAGGCAUGUUAGCCGAGUGGCUGAUGCGAAUGACACAGACUUAGAAUCAUUAUAUGAGAAAAGGUUGAGAAAAAAAUUAGAAAAUAAAGAGAAGGAUCAGCUUGCUUUGGAGGUAGAUCCAGUUGAUGCUCUUCCUGUGAAAACAUUGGAUGGAAAACUUUAUUAUAGAAGAGUGUUAAAUGAGCCAAAAGAGGCUAAAGAUGAAUCAAAAGAAGAAGAAUAUGCAAGCAAGGAUCCUGCCUAUUUGAAGUUGACAAAAGCAGAAAAGCGUGAGAAGCAAAAGAAAUUGAGGAAAGAGGCAAAGAAUCAAUCAAAGGAAGAAGCACAUCAAGUCCCUCAAGCUGAAGUUCUGGUUGAGGUGGAAAAAGAACUGACAGCUGAAGAAGAAAAUGAGAGGAAGAAGUUUAGGCUCGCUGAGUUGGGCACCGAACUACUUGCUGAUCCAGAAUCAAAUAUUAAGCACAUAAAGGAGAUGCUGGAGAUAUCAAAGACUAGUGAUAGUGCGAUUUCUAUGCUUGCUCUAAAAUCCUUAUUAGCUGUUUUUAAAGACAUUAUCCCAGGCUAUCGGAUUAGACUGCCCACUGAGAAGGAACUAGAGAUGAAGGUUUCAAAAGAUGUUAAAAGGAUGCGAUUUUUUGAGUCCACCCUACUAUCUGCUUACAAGGCAUACAUUCAAAAGUUGAUAAUGCUGCAGAGAAAGACAUUAUUUAAGCGAGUAGCUGUACGCUGCUUGUGUACUUUGCUUGCAGCUGUGCCACACUUUAACUUUCGUGAGAGCUUGUUGUCUGCAGUUGUGAAAAACAUGAGCUCUCGAGAUGAUGUUGUUAGAUCUCUUUGCUGCUCGACCAUUAAGUCACUUUUCAUUGAUGAAGCGAAACAUGGUGGUGAGGCUACUGUGGAAGCUGUAACUAUGAUUGCAGAACUUGUAAAAGAGAAUAACUGCCUGCUACAUUCUGAUUCUGUUGAAGUUCUCUUGUCACUGUCAUUUGAUGAUGAUCUUAAGAAAGCGGAACAUUCAGGGAUGAAUGACAAAACUAAAACAAAAAAAUCCAAAAAGGAAAACAGCUUGGAAGAAUCAAAUCGUGUUAAUGAGCGGAAGAAGGUUAGGAAAGAAAUGAAGUCAAAGACGAGGCAGGAGGUAGAUGCAGAAUUAAAAGCUGCUUCAUUUGCUCAAGAUCCUCAAGAGCGAAGAAGGAUGCAGACAGAGACUCUGUCGGCUGUAUUUCAGAUAUUCUUCCGCAUCUUAAAGCAUGCCUUGAUGCCAAAAUCACAAGUGGGUCAUUUACCCGGUGCCUCUGGAAGCCAUCCCUUGCUUUCUCCAUGUUUGAUUGGAAUUGGGAAGUUUUCUCACCUACUUGACUUGGAUUUUAUGGCUGAUCUCAUGCAAAGCCUAAGAAAACUUGCUGGCAAUGGCAUGAAGUCAGGUGAAUCAUCCGAUAAUUAUUGCGAACUAACAGUAUCUGAACGGCUGCACUGCUGCAUUGUUGCUUUUAAAGUGAUGAGGAGCAAUCUAGAUGCUCUCAAUAUUGAUCUACAGGAGUUCUUCGUGCAGUUUUACAAUCUGCUACUAGAGUAUCGACCAGGAAGGGAUCAGGGAGAGCUUUUAGCCGAAGCUUUCAAGAUAAUGCUUUGUGAUGAUAGACAGCAUGAUAUGCAACGGGCUGCAGCCUUUGUAAAGCGCUUGGCAACAUUUUGUUUGUGUUUUGGAUCUGCAGAGUCCAUGGCUGCAUUGGUCACUGCCAAGCAUCUUCUUCAGAAGAACGUCAAGUGCCGAAACCUGUUAGAAAACGAUGCCGGAGGUGGAUCUGUUGCUGGCACCAUUGCCAAAUACCAACCUCAUGCAACGGACCCUAACCAAAGCGGCGUUCUAGCAUCGGUUCUUUGGGAGCUCAACCUUCUAACGAAACACUACCACCCUUCUGUUUCUUCAGUUGCCUCCAGCAUCUCGACCAUGGGGACUUCCAAUCAGAUUCAUCAUGCACAGGUCUACCCCCAGCAAGCCUACAACGAAUUAUCACAUGAAACCAUGUCUUUCACACAAUCUUUAGACAUAAAAAAGGCUACCAACAAGCGGAGUAGAAGAACUGACUCCCCGCCUGUUAAACCUGGAAUCGACCUCACUUCUACUGUUCAAAUAGAUGAUAGUGAGGUUAGAAGGAAACUCGGGGAGCACUUUCUUUUGCUACACGAUAUCAAAGAAAAUGAGCGGUUAAGGUCCGAGUUACAGCAAUUGACUUCAGCUGUAAACCUAUACGAACAAUACAAAAAGCAGAAGAAGGGGAAGAGGAAGACUAGGUAAAGUGGCCCAGAUACAUUUUUGUGGCCUCGGCAGUUUUGGUUUAUUCAGAAUUCGAUUAUUCGCCUAUUACAAUAUGAGUUGUUAUUAUGUUACAGGAGAAAGAUAACGAGCACAUGCAUUGUGGAAUUAUUUCGAAGAAAAAGACCUCGAGACAUCAUCGUUGCGGAAACGAGGUAUCAAUUUAGAAGAAAGCUUAUCUAUCUAUCUGUCUUUGUGUGUGUUUGUCUGCAUUUGCAUGUGCACCUCCCUCCGAAUGAAUGAUCUCUCGCACUCAAAAAUCAAAUCACAUUUAUUUAGAAUUUGAUUAGUAGUAUUUGUUUUGUCUGCUCUUAACAGCUAUGCAUAUCUCACAAUUCUUUGAUCUGCAUUCUUUAAACUGACAAGAAUUAUGGGAUCAUGGUUUUAAUUGAUUCAAGUUUAUUA
Molecule: messenger RNA, 2973 nt
Organism: Andrographis paniculata
Lineage: Eukaryota; Viridiplantae; Streptophyta; Magnoliopsida; Lamiales; Acanthaceae
Product: nucleolar complex-associated protein 3
Exons: 15
Coding region: 97-2550 (817 amino acids)
Biological process (GO): DNA replication initiation
Cellular component (GO): nucleolus
Molecular function (GO): chromatin binding
Source: RefSeq, a predicted model, not a curated record